Camellia sinensis is the source of this 1595-nucleotide messenger RNA. NCBI's taxonomy places the organism in Eukaryota, Viridiplantae, Streptophyta, Magnoliopsida, Ericales, Theaceae. The record is from RefSeq and is a predicted model, not a curated record.
UGUAUAUUAAGCGCUAACAAGCAUAUGUUAUCGACUUUAUUUAUUAUGAGCUCGACCCUCAAAAUCUAAUGGCUAACACCAAUUAUCCAAGGAUGAGAACAUUUGCCCAUCUUGUUUUCCUGUUAAUUUCUUCAUGUUUGCUGUUUGUUGAUGCCUCAACAGAUACAAUCGUACAUGGACAGUCUAUCACAGCCUCCAAUACCAUCGUAUCUGCUGGCAAUGUCUUCGAGUUGGGAUUCUUCAAUCCUGGGAAUGGGAGCUCGACAAUGAAUUACUACCUGGGUAUAUGGUACAAAAAUAUUUCAGAACAAACUGUUGUUUGGGUAGCCAACCGAGACUACCCAUUCACAGAUUCCUCUGUGGCUCUUCUCAUCAGCGCUGAUGGAAACCUUGUGAUAGUGAAGGGAAAAAUUUCAUACACGUUGACUAACAUAUCAUCAAAUGGUAAAACUAGUGCUACCCUUUUGGAUUCAGGAAAUCCUGUUUUGAGAGACGAGACAUCUGGUGACUUACUAUGGGAGAGUUUUGACUACCCUUCACAUACUCUCUUGCCUGGAAUGAAGCUUGGUCGUUUUGAUAAUUGGAUCAGUUGGAAGCCCUGGUCUUUGAUAUCCUGGAAAAGCAGGGAAGACCCUGGCCCCGGAGUUUUCUCUCUGGAAAGUGAUCCUCUAGGCAUGCACCAGUUCUUCAUCAGAAAGGGAUAUCAAAAGUAUUGGACUAGUGGGGUAUGGAACGGAAAAAGUUUCCCAAUGAUCCCUGAUAUGACAGCUCACAAUAUAAACAUCACCUUUAGUUUCAACCCGUCGGGGGCUAUUUCACUUACUCUGUUACUGAUGCUUCUGCGACUAUUAUAUUUGUGCUGGAUGUAUCAGGGGAACUUCAGCUGCUGUCGUGGUCUGAAACUAAUCAUCAAUGGGAUCUGUUUUGGUUUCAACCAAGCCAGCAGUGCGAGGUUUAUGCCUACUGUGGGACUUUUAGCAGUUGCAGUCAAAAGGCCCGUCCAUAUUGCCAAUGCUUGCCUGGUUUUGAACCAUUUUCUAUAAAAAAUUGGAAUGCAGGGGACAUGUCAGAAGGGUGUGUGAGGAAAGCCCCAUUGCAGUGCAGCAAUAAAAGUGAAGCCAAUGGGAAAAAAGACCAGUUUCUUUGGAUAUCUAAAGUAAGACUCCCUGUUAAUCCAGUAAUUUUGCAACAUAGAGGUGCUUCAGACUGCAAGUCAGCUUGCUUGAGUAACUGCUCUUGCUCUGCUUAUGCUUAUGGCAGUGAUGGGUGUUCAAUAUGGAGUGAAGAUCUCUUUAAUGUGGAACAGCUGACAAAUGAUGACCCUGAUGGGAGAGAUUUCUAUCUAAAACUUGCUGAUUCUGAGUUUCUUAGUAGAGAUUCAAGAAGAAAGUGGUGGAAAUGGUUAAUUCUGGCACUAGCAGUUUCUAUGACUCUAUCAGCCUUGGUUUAUUGUAUGUGGAGGAGAACGUUACGGAAAAGAGGUAUGCAUUUCACUCUUUGGAACACAAUACUAAACCCAUCCACGGGAGUUUUUUUUUUUAAAAAUAAAUAUAGUAAAACUUAGUCCUUGUGCUUCUAUAUAAGUUCAAAUGCCC